GGAGUUCCCUGGACGGAGUGAUGGAGAGAUAAAUUGUCCGUCCAGACUCAGACUCCUCUCACCCAUGCACUCUCCCGCCUGACCGCUGCUGGGGUCUGAGAAUAAAUCAUUCUCAUUCUCAUUCGAACUGUGAUUCAGUACUGAACUCGAUCUCAUACACACAGUCAUGACAGGGCGAGAGAAAGUAGAGGAAAAGCCGCACGCGAAGCUUCUAACGACUCCGACUUAUUACAGUGCCGACAAGCCGCGCGUCAGCGGGUCCGGGUUUCGGUCCAAAGGCUUCGCUAUCACUGACCUGCUGGGCCUCGAGCCGGACUUCCGGCCGCGUCAGCCCGGUACCGUAGAAGUCAGUGGACAGCACGAGGGCGGAGAUGAGGGUCACGGCACCGGGAUCGGAGGAUUCUCGUUGCCCGCGGGGUCUCUGCCGCUCGGUCUGGGUUUCCUCUGCAGUCUGGCGGCGCAGCAGCCUCCCGGUGCUCCGUGUUUCCUCCCGGGCCACAUCCCGCUCCUGCAGACCCGCACUGACAGGCACUUCAACCACAACACCGAGCCGCAGCGGCCCGACGUCUAUUCCGAUGAUGACUGUCUUUCUGCGGAUCAGAACGAAGAGAAAAGCUCGAGCAACUCUCAGAAACGGAAGAAACGGAGACACAGGACGGUGUUUACUUCUCACCAGCUGGAAGAACUGGAGAAGGCUUUCAACGAGGCUCAUUAUCCAGAUGUUUACGCACGGGAAAUGCUAGCCAUGAAGACAGAGCUCCCUGAGGACAGGAUACAGGUGUGGUUCCAGAACCGCCGGGCCAAAUGGAGGAAGCGUGAGAAGUGCUGGGGCCGCAGCAGUGUGAUGGCUGAAUACGGUCUGUACGGCGCCAUGGUCCGUCACUCCAUCCCUUUACCAGAAUCCAUCCUCAACUCGGCCAAAAACGGCAUGAUGGGCUCCUGCGCGCCCUGGCUUCUAGGAAUGCAUAAAAAGUCCAUGGAAAUGUCCAAGAAGUCCCCGGAGAGGCCUGAAUCCACACACUCCGACCCAUACCCAGAGGAGACGAAAAGCAAAGGCGGAGACGCCACGGGGCCGAGACGAGGCUCUGCGACGGACGAUUUGGAGGAUAUGGCCAUAGAUUUAUCCAGCACAUCUAAACAGGACACCAAGAGCGCUCUGAAAGUCUCGUCUCCUCAUCCCGAACCCAACAGCGACUCAGAAAACGAGAACUGAUACGGGCGUGUACAGAUACGGGCGAAAAUAUACGGACCUCUAUUUUUAACCCGUGUGUCUCCUCGUCAAUGAUUUGGCUUUGGUUGUUUAUAAGUGUUUCAUCUUCAUUAUUUAAUGUCAUGUGUGUUGAAAUGGCUAUGAGAUGAUAGCUAUAAGUGUACAAGUCUUCGCAAUUUUACACAGAGGAACAUUAUUCUGAAAUCGUCCCACAAAUUGUAGACGCGGUUUUUCGCAGAUUGGUGAACCUCUGCCCAUCUUUACUUCUGAAAGCCUGUCUAAGAUACUCUUUUUAUCCCCAAUCAUGUUACUGACCUGUUCCCAAUCAACCUCCAGCUGUUUCUUUUCAGUACCACUUACUUUUCCAGCCUCUUGUUGCCCCGUCCCAACUUUUUUGAGAUGUGUUGCGGCCAUGAAAUUCAAAAUUACCUUUUUUUUUUCUUAAAACGGUACAUUUACUCAGUUUAAACAUUUGAUAUGUUUUCUGUGUUCUAUUGUGAAUAACAUAUGGGU
This is a messenger RNA of Ictalurus furcatus (blue catfish), 1723 nucleotides long. It is a transcript of the gene vsx1, whose product is annotated as visual system homeobox 1 homolog, chx10-like. Gene Ontology annotation, biological process: regulation of DNA-templated transcription. Gene Ontology annotation, molecular function: transcription cis-regulatory region binding; DNA-binding transcription factor activity, RNA polymerase II-specific. Lineage: Eukaryota; Metazoa; Chordata; Actinopteri; Siluriformes; Ictaluridae. Gene Ontology annotation, cellular component: nucleus. Bases 167 to 1213 code for a protein of 348 amino acids. The record is from RefSeq and is a predicted model, not a curated record. The transcript has 5 exons.